Schistosoma mattheei is the source of this 384-nucleotide messenger RNA. The record is from the annotation of a GenBank genome assembly. NCBI's taxonomy places the organism in Eukaryota, Metazoa, Platyhelminthes, Trematoda, Strigeidida, Schistosomatidae.
AUGCAUACCGCUAAAGCUCUAGCAGAUAAAUUAGGUACAAAAGCUUAUUUAAUCUACGCUGGCUUAGAACCACCGGAAUUUUUAGUUUUAUUCCCUCCUUAUGUUAGAUCGACAGAUGCAAUAGCUUAUCAUCAAUUCGAAGAUGGUAAAACUGAUGGUCAAAAAGAUUUAAUUGACAGUUUACUAUCAUCAUAUACCUUGGCUUCAUAUACAUUGAGUGAUCUUCAACAACGUCCUCUCCCACCUGAACUGGAUGCAACCUGUUUAGAAACGUAUUUAGAUGAUAAAACCUUCGAAGAAAUAUUUUCAAUGUCUAGAGAAGAUUUCAAUAAAUUACCAAUAUGGAAACAGGCAGAAAUGAAAAAGUAUUCAGGUUUAUUCUAA